Messenger RNA from Colletotrichum lupini, 162 nucleotides. RefSeq lists its product as uncharacterized. Bases 1 to 162 code for a protein of 53 amino acids. The transcript has a single exon. NCBI's taxonomy places the organism in Eukaryota, Fungi, Ascomycota, Sordariomycetes, Glomerellales, Glomerellaceae. The record is from RefSeq and is a predicted model, not a curated record.
AUGACCAUUUCGCAUACAUGGGUCGAAGAUCUGAAUAUGCAAGUUAUCAGACGUGCGUAUCUACAAUCCCACGGGGAAAGUGUCCGGAAUAUCCGCCACGCCUUCCAAGGCAAGGAGACAUUGUACAACCAACGGGGCUCGACGGGCCAAGACCGGGUAUAA